AUGUCGUCUUCCUCGCCACCACACCACACCACUGCAGUGCCGUCGCGUCAUCUCCCACCUCCCCCAUCGGGCCAGCGGAAGCAGCAGCUGCGUUCGGAACCAACCAUGCUCCCCUGCCUCCUCUCCCUCCUGCUCCUCGCCGGCGCCGCGGCGGGGGUACAGGGCCACGACGACGCGGCGGCGAGGCGGACGAUGGAGGAGUUCGCCGGCUUCCCUGCCUCCAACGACGGCGAGGGCGGCCGCGCCUCCCCCUUGCGCGUAGACUCCGACAGCCUCCAGCGCCAGAUUGAUGAACUGGCCUCGUUCUCCGACUCGCCGGCGCCGUCGGUGACGCGUGUUUUGUACAGCGACAGGGAUGUGCAAGCUCGAAGGUAUAUUAAAGGGAUAAUGAAACAGCUUGGCCUCUCUGUUCGAGAAGAUGCCGUUGGCAACAUAUUUGGCCGCUGGGUGGGUUCUGAGGCAGAACUAGGAGCAGUUGCAACUGGUUCUCAUGUUGAUGCCAUUCCAUUUUCAGGCAAAUAUGAUGGGGUCGUUGGUGUUCUGGGUGCUCUUGAGGCAAUCAGUGUGCUACAACGGUCUGGUUUCCAGCCAAAAAGAUCCUUGGAGGUUAUUAUGUUUACAUCAGAGGAGCCUACACGAUUUGGAAUUAGCUGCUUGGGAAGCCGCUUAAUGGCAGGGAGCAAAGAACUAGUUCAAUCACUAAAAAGGACAGUUGACAACCACAAUGUAUCAUUUGUUGAUGCUGCUGACUCUGCUGGCUACAAGAUACACCCAGACGAUCUACAUAAUGUGUUUUUGAACCAAGAUGCAUAUUUUGCUUUUAUAGAAUUGCACAUUGAACAGGGCCCCAUUUUGGAAAAAGAAGGCAUCCCAAUUGGCAUUGUAACUGCCAUUGCUGCUCCUGCAAGUAUUAAGGUGGAAUUUGAAGGGAAUGGGGGUCAUGCUGGAGCAGUGCUAAUGCCCGCAAGAAAUGAUGUUGGAUUGGCGGCAGCUGAGCUGGCAUUAGCAGUUGAGAAACAUGUUUUGGAAUCAGGAUCGAUAGAUACAGUUGGAACAGUUGGUAUUCUGCAGCUACAUCCCGGAGCUAUCAAUAGCAUCCCAAGUAAAUCACACCUAGAAAUUGAUGUAAGAGAUGUUGAUGAGAAAAGAAGGAAUGAUGUCAUUGAGAAGGUUCACAAAUCUGCCAUUGACAUAUCAAAGAUCCGUGGAGUAGAACUAUCGGAAUUCAAGAUCAUCAACCAGGAUCCGCCUGCUCUGUCUGACAAAUCAGUCAUAAACGCAAUGGAAUUUGCUGCAAAACAGCUGAGCCUAGAAUACAAAUUGAUGAUAAGCAGAGCUUAUCACGAUUCACUCUUCAUGGCCAGAAUAUCACCAAUGGGUAUGAUCUUCAUUCCCUGUUACAAAGGAUACAGCCACAAGCCCGAAGAGUAUGCAUCGCCCGAGGACAUGGCAAAUGGGGUCCAGAUGCUAGCCUUAACAAUGGCCAAACUAUCGCUGGAGUGA
Messenger RNA from Triticum turgidum subsp. durum (durum wheat), 1503 nucleotides. The record is from the annotation of a GenBank genome assembly. NCBI's taxonomy places the organism in Eukaryota, Viridiplantae, Streptophyta, Magnoliopsida, Poales, Poaceae.